Molecule: messenger RNA, 4492 nt
Organism: Danio rerio (zebrafish)
Lineage: Eukaryota; Metazoa; Chordata; Actinopteri; Cypriniformes; Danionidae
Source: RefSeq, a predicted model, not a curated record
AGAGGUGCCAGUGCAGCAGUGAACGAGUUAAAGCACAGCACGGCCAGUGCAGUAAUCUGCACUAUUCUGCACAAGCGCCAUUCCGGGAGUUUAUCGGAACAGUUUGACUGCGCAACAUGUUUAAACAUCCGUUUUAGUUCUUAUACAUUCCUGGAGAUCCGUAAUUUACAUUUUUAUUCAACGUAAUCAAAUAUAAGAUGGAAUACUGGUUGCGUGCUAAAAUAUACACAAAUGGAAAAUCUAACUAUUUAUUUCAUAUUCUUGGACUUUCCAUAUGCUAAUGCGAAGAACAGAAUCGGUUUGGAUUUGUGCAGUCAGUUUACAUAUUAGUAGGGGCUGCCUUUUCACCUGUUUGGAGAGCGCGUAAAACUCGCUUCUAAUUGUUUCCUUCGAAGGUGUUGUCAGUAAACGCGUUUGAGAUGAGAAACGAGUGUUUUGAUCCGCGCUGGACACUUGCACUGCUGGCGAUCCCUCAGAAGCCUGUUGGAGAGGAGCGCAACUUUGCUGCGUCUAGGAGAUUCACCGGUGAUCCAUCAUCUAUCCAGCGCUGUGCAGGAGCCACCGGGCGCGCAGGUGGACGUGGAUCCCGUCGUUUCCAGAGAUUAACCGAGCCUUGUUUGGAGUAAUGCCGGGCUCUUGGAUCUGGGGUGCGCUGGGAAGGUUGAUGUGGCUUUCAUUUCUUGCGCCAAGCGCUUUGAUAAUGAUCCUCGUUCCUCCGGCGUCUCUGGCGCAUCCACAACCAUGUCAGAUUCUGAAGAGAAUCGGACAUACGGUGAGAGUCGGAGCUCUGCAUCUUCAGCCUCGAGUAUUCAGGCAGGAUUCCUUCAGUGGGAGAGAUCUGGACUGGGAUGCGGACAGAGAAAUGUGGGAAGAGUGGGAUGUGAUAUUUCAAAGUGACCACGAAGAAGACUGGAGGGGUAUCAGGACUAAAAGCUCAGUGAAUAACCUCAACAAGGCCUCCAAAAGUAAAACCGUACUCAAACAAGUGGCUCCGGAUGUUGUGUUUCUGCCACGAGACUCUGUAUUACUCGCUUCAGAGAGCCUCAAUCGAGUGGCGGGGCUUUUACCUUACAACCUCACGCUCGAGAUUGUCAUGGCUGUGGAAGCAGGGCUUGGAGAAUUACCUGCUUUCUCCUUUUCCUCUUCAUCUACACCUGCCUGUGCGGAUCCUGUGUCGUUCCUGCAAAGUGUUUGCCACACUGUCAUUGUUCAAGGAGUUUCUGCCAUCAUUUCGUUUCCUCAAAACAGGGACGAACUGGUGAAGUUGGAAUUUAUUGCCUCAACGCUGCAGAUUCCAGUCAUCAGCGUCGUCCAGAGUGAAUUCCAACGACAGACUCAGAACUUACUUCAUUUCCAGAUGGCCAUGCAAAAUCCCCAAACCUCUCAAGCCAAUCUCAUCUUCUCCCUGCUGUCCAUGAAUAACUGGUUCGAUGUCAGUCUGGUGAUGUGUCAACAGAUGAACAUAUCAGACUUUGUUUUCUUGCUCCACAACAACUCCAAAUUUCACCUGGGAACCGUCCUAAAGAUUUCCACCAACAGCAGCUCCAAAAACGACUUUCACAUAUUCCUGCAAGCCCAGCUGGAGUCCAUCAAGGACUCGACGUCUACCUUAGUGACCUUCGGAUGUGACAUCAGGGAUAUUAGGAGAAUCUUCACCACUAUUGCAAAGUUUGGUUUGAUUCUUCCUGAUUACCACUGGAUUAUAGGAGACUCUCAAAAUGUGGAGGAAUUACGGACCGAGGGGCUCCCCAUGGGACUUCUUGCACACGGGCGUAUGGGCGAGCCUUCGCUGGAUCACUAUGUCCAGGAUGCUUUGGAGCUGGUGGCGCGAGCGGUGGGAUCUGCCGCCACUGUCUCUCCACAGCUGGCACUGAUUCCUGGCACCACAAACUGCCUGGCAAGGCUUGAGGCUAAAAAUCUCACAUCAGGAACCUUCCUGUCCAGAUACAUGGCCAGCACUUCUUUUGACGGCCUGAGCGGCUGCAUCAGUGUUCAAGAGGAAUCCACCAUCAUCUCUGAAAGCCAUCACUUCAUAUGGAAUCUACAACAUGACCCAAUAGGGAAGCCCAUGUGGACCCGUCUAGGCAGCUGGAAGCAUGGCAAGGUGGUUAUGGAUUAUGGUGUUUGGCCCAAUAAGAGACGGUCCCAGCCAGGAGCAGACUGGCGCCAUUCCUCACGUCUACACUUACGAGUCGUCACUCUAGUAGAACACCCGUUUGUCUUCACUCGAGAUGUUGAUGACGAAGGUUUGUGCCCGGCUGGCCAGUUGUGCCUUGACCCCCUAACAAAUGAUACAGCCUUACUGGAAAGUCUUUUUCAGGGUCUGCAGGGUGCCAAUGACACUGUCCCGUUGGAGUUUAAGAAAUGCUGCUACGGCUAUUGUAUUGAUCUAUUGGAGAAGCUGGCAGAGGACAUGGGGUUUGAUUUUGACCUCUACAUUGUUGGAGAUGGAAAGUAUGGAGCGUACAAGAAUGGUCGGUGGACAGGGCUUGUCGGGGAUCUCAUGAGCGGAGCAGCACAUCUGGCUGUGACUUCUUUUAGCAUCAACUCAGCACGCAGUCAGGUGAUUGACUUCACCAGUCCUUUCUUUUCCACCAGUUUGGGAAUCCUUGUCAGGACUAGGGAUACUGCCGCACCUAUUGGAGCCUUCAUGUGGCCCCUGCACUGGAGUAUGUGGCUGGGGAUAUUUGUGUCUUUACAUGUCACGGCUGUGUUCCUGACUUUAUAUGAAUGGAAAAGUCCAUUCGGAAUGACCCCGAGGGGGAGGAACAGGGAUCGUGUCUUUUCUUUCUCCUCAGCGCUAAAUGUUUGCUACGCAAUCUUAUUCGGCAGAACUGCCGCCAUUAAGCCACCUAAAUGUUGGACCGGCAGAUUCCUCAUGAACCUCUGGGCCAUAUUCUGCCUGUUCUGCCUGUCAACAUACACAGCAAAUCUCGCAGCUGUAAUGGUUGGUGAGAAAACCUACGAGCAACUCUCAGGUAUACAUGAUCCCAAGCUUCAUCAUCCAUCACAAGGUUUCCGCUUUGGAACCGUUCGGGAGAGCAGCGCUGAGGACUAUGUGAAAAAAAGCUUCCCAGAGAUGCACGAAUACAUGAGGCGAUAUAAUGCCCCUACGACCCCUGAUGGGAUAGAUCAUCUUAAGGAUGAUCCCCAAAAGCUUGAUGCUUUUAUAAUGGACAAAGCUCUUUUAGACUAUUGGGCUCAUGCUGAUAAAUAAUACAUUUCUCUGCUUUUGACAGGAUAUGGUAUUGGGCUCAAACAGAACUCCCCUCUGACUUCAAAUAUCUCAGAGUUGGUCAGUCAGUACAAAUCUGAUGGAUUUAUGGACAUGCUGCAUGAUAAGUGGUACAAGGUGGUGCCGUGCGGUAAAAGAAGCUUUGCAGUCACUGAGACUUUACAGAUGGGGAUAAAGCACUUCUCAGGGUUAUUUGUCAUGCUAUGCGUUGGAGUGGCCCUGUCUCUCCUCACCACCCUGGGUGAACACAUCGUCCAUCGCUGGGUGAUUCCCAGAAUGCAGGAGUCAACAGAGCAUAAGUACUGGCUCCACACCAGUCAAAGAUUACAUCGAGCACUUAAUCCGACAUUCAAAGAAGACAAAUUGCAGACAGUUGCAAAACCGGAGAAAAGCUGCAAUGUUGGAAACAACCAGCAGAUGCCAUGGAACUCUUUGGGAACCCCCAAUUGCAACAGACGAAAACUGUCCAAUCAAGAGGGGCAAAAUGACCUGGAAUGCUGCCAUUGUAAAGAACUGCUGUGUCCACAGGAGAAGAGGCAGCUUCCAUUACAAGCCACAUCUAACGGAAGAACCGACUUACUGGGUCUGGCCCAGAACCCAAUCGUACAGGAAUUAACAGACCUGGAAACGCAAAUCCAGCUUAUCAAAAAGCAACUACAGCUUGCAAUGAAGAAGAAAAAAGAGCUGGAGCAGUAUCAGAAGACAAAGACUUUAACCGAGUCCUAGACUCGUGGAAGAUUUGGCUGGAGUUUUAUGGGUUGCGUUGUUCAAAGUCUUGGACCUUCUAGUUGAUUAUUUCAACUGCAGCUCCUAAGGGAAGCAGGACUUUCUCAGCACUUUCUUCGAAGCCUUUUUGUUAUUUGUUUUUAUGUUUCAUUUCUCAUUGAACUGAACUUGAACGAAAGGACAUACAGGGAAAUAUGAAGUCAAAAUGGGAUAUAAGCAGUGUGUAUUUCUGUAUUCCCAGAAGUUCAGUUCUGGGAAUACCUUGUUUUUAAUGCAGCGACGUGACAAAGACAGCAAGUAACUGCAUAAAAGGAAGACACUUAUGUGUCAAAAUGACAUUUAUUUAAGGUGUCAAAGUGAUGUACGGUAGCGUUUCCUGCAUAUUGAUACGCAGGGCUGAGAAGAUUUUUUUUUUAAAAGAAGAAAGCCACACAGUUUUCUCUGGAGUUGUAACAAGAAAGUGUUAACCUUGAACACGCUGUUGACCUUGAGUGGUUAUGUUUCUAUGGAUUAAAAAGGCUUUGAGAUAUA